Ilyonectria robusta is the source of this 2871-nucleotide messenger RNA. RefSeq names its product fungal-specific transcription factor domain-containing protein. The transcript is spliced from 8 exons. Lineage: Eukaryota; Fungi; Ascomycota; Sordariomycetes; Hypocreales; Nectriaceae. Gene Ontology annotation, biological process: DNA-templated transcription; regulation of DNA-templated transcription. The coding region runs from base 1 to 2871 and encodes 956 amino acids. Gene Ontology annotation, molecular function: zinc ion binding; DNA binding; DNA-binding transcription factor activity, RNA polymerase II-specific. The record is from RefSeq and is a predicted model, not a curated record.
AUGGCAUCUGCGUGGCGUGGCGCAUGCGACGUUGUUAUGCUUAAGAGAGCUUCCGCUGCGUCAGACGUUGCGGGUCGGGUAGGAGGCCGGCAGAUGAGCGCGGCUGUUGCAUCACGACGUUGCCCCUGUGUUUUCUCGCCAGGCCUUGCAAAUGCUCCAGACUCAUCCUCGUUUCCCGCAGCGAGGUUGUUCGUUCUGUCGUCGCUGAAUUCCCCUCGCCGAAUUCCCCUCGCUGAAUUCGUUUGUAUCUUUUCUUCUCCCUGCAGCAUGGAGGAUCCUGCCCCCGCCCAAGACCCGCACUACGACGUUGAUCUGGGCCCCGACGUCGACGCCGCCAACCGCGUCCAGAAAAUACCCUCGGCAAAGGCCAAGAAGCGGGCAUCGCGCGCCUGUCUGCCGUGUCGCUCGCGCAAGGUGAGGUGCAUCCUCACUAGUUCGGCGGAGCCCUGCAUCAACUGCCGACUGGACGAGAAGGAGUGUGUCUUUAUUGCCAGGUCCAAGUUUUCGAGGGGAACCUCGCGUCAUGCUCCGGUUGCGGUGAAGGACGACUCGUCUACUGCACCACCUGCCGACGACUUUGACGUCUUUGGAAAUGAUCUCCCUGGCGAUGAGCAGUCAUUGGUGGUGGAUCCCGUAUCACUAGAUGCCUUGCCGUCACUCCCCCAUGACUUAGGGUCCUAUGAAUCUCUCGACGCUCUGGACCUCCCACAACUCUCAACCGCCUUUCCAGACUCUCUCUUCCCGGAAUGUCCGUGGGUCCCCCAAGAAGGGGCACAGCGGCUGCUGUUCGACCCCACGAACCCGGACUAUUCAAUCCUGGAAGCCCCCAGGGUUCACACCCUGUCCUCAGAAGACCUCGACUAUCUGUACAAGCAAGGAUGCUUUGUCGUACCGCAGAGGAGUAUCCUCAACGAAUUCAUCCAGCAGUACUUUUUGCACAUCCAUCCGAUGCUUCCGAUGUUAAACGAAGCCGACUUCUGGGCACUCUACCACCCGCAGCACUUGGACAAUGCUUCUGCAGAUAGGAUGCCUCUUAUCGUCAUCCAAGGGAUUCUAUUUACAUCUUGCAGCUUUGUCUCCGCGGAGACCAUCGAGAAACUUGGGUUCAAAUCGGUCCAUGAUGCCAAGUCGUCUUUCUACAAACGGGCCAAGCUGAUUUACGACUUCGGCCUUGAAACUUCUUCAAUAUCCAUCGCUCAAGCUGCGCUCCUCCUUUCACACUCACACUUAAUCCCACUUCCACACGGAGGAUGCAAGCACCUUGGUCCAAUGUGGCUUGGCAUUGCAAUGCACUACGCCCGUGACGCUGGAGCCCAUCGCUAUCAAUCGAUCCCAACAGAUGGAUCUCCAGUAUCUGACGAGCAACGAAAACUCAGUGCAGUUCUGAAGCGUCUUUGGUGGUGCUGCAUCAUCCGCGACCGCCUCAUGCCGUUGACAUCACGUCGCACCAUCAAGAUUACGCACUCCAACUUUAACUUUACCGGAAACCCACUGCUUGGAGUUGCAGAUCUUGCCGACGAAUUCCACAAGUCUAGCGUUUACGACCCCGCUACGAAGCGAUUCCUAGCUGAGAUCCUGGCAAAACUCGUCGAGCUCUGCGUCAUCCUGACCGAGGUUCUUACCCUGACAUUUCCCAUGCACGAUGAUCCUUCACGGGCUCCGUCACAUCCCGCCACCGAAGAAAGCCGCAUUGGAGAUUGCAGAAUGGCUUUGAGGCGGUGGUACAGCACGGUGCUGCGCAUCCAGUCAACUCCGAGCGGAGAUAUUCUCAAGAAUGUCGACACUUCCGGGUCUCCUAAUAGCUCCCCCGUUUUGUUUAUGAAUCUGUUGGAAAUGUACUAUCACCUCGCACCUCGACGUCUGGGCCACGUGGAUACCGAAGCCUAUGAAAGCAGCCAUGAGCUGCAAGGUGCAGUUUCACAAGUCACACAAUGCCUGAGGAAGCUUGUUCGUUUCCGUCUUGCCCGCUGGCUUCCAAUAAGCGCUGUUGGUUGUACCGCCUUUCCUCUUGCCCUGCAGAUCCUCGACGUGAAGCUGUUUAAUUCGCGAGCGCCAAACAGCGGGGCCAGUUCACCGACGUUUGCGCAACACAAACAGCAGCAACUCAAUGUUCUCAUCGAAGCAAUGAAAACCUACAGGCCACGAUACGACGGCGUCGACUGGGUGGCUAGAGCGGUUCGCUACAUUGUCGAUCUGGCGCAACAACAUCUUCCCGCGAUACGAACUCGAAACGGGAGUCCGGUAUCGAGCUGGACAGAAAUACUGCAGCUGCAACCAAAGUACUAUUUGCGCUUGGCCGUGACCAUGGACCUCAGCAUCCGAAACGGGAAAUUGCCACUAGAAAGCGACUUUCCUCAAAGCCUACGGGGAAUUUUCCAGGACAAGCUCUUGAUGCCUUCUCCACUGGGGAAUUUGGGUCUCCCAAAUGUCAACAGCCCAGCAAACCCAUCAAGGGUAGAAGCUGCAUUAUUCGAGACAGAGAGUCCCGAGGAAGACCGGGCCUGGCCACAUCAAGCUGAGAGCAAUCGGAGCGACUCUACAAUUUCUCUCCCCGACGAGAGUGUGGUGAGAAACGAUUCCAUGCUUGAUUUUGACGAGACGAUGUGGGAGGGUGGCACCCCAACGACAACGAAAAGAACGGAAUCCACGACUAUCGAGGGCCACAACCCAGUUAUGCAAUUGGACUAUGAAUCAGUCAUGUUUUCUUCACCAGUCGAUGCCGGAUUAUUUGGUCACGAAAGGAGGGAAUCCGCAGGCUGCUCCUUGUCCAUGAGCCCAGGUCCAUGGGGAGUUGGUCUGGCAGCAUUUGAGGCAGCAGCUUUUGGAACUGGAAACGAGGAUUCUGUUUUGGAACGACUGUUGGAGAUUUAA